This is a messenger RNA of Octopus bimaculoides (California two-spot octopus), 673 nucleotides long. RefSeq names its product organic anion transporter 3. Gene Ontology annotation, molecular function: transmembrane transporter activity. Lineage: Eukaryota; Metazoa; Mollusca; Cephalopoda; Octopoda; Octopodidae. Gene Ontology annotation, biological process: transmembrane transport. The record is from RefSeq and is a predicted model, not a curated record.
GGAAUCUAUCCGAUGGCUUUUCGCUAAUUCGAAAGUAAAACAGGCUAAAAAGGUAAUCAAAAUGGCUGCUAAACUGAAUAACGUUGACUUUGAACACAUCUGGAGCAUAGCAUUAAAAAAUAACUCCGUACAAGAAGCAGCCAAUCAGAGAGAUGGAAAUAAUCCUGACAACCGACAUCGUGACCCCCAAGUUCUGGCAGACGAUGCAGCAAUUAACCACACGAAAGACCACGUUAAGGAAGACAUUGCAACAACAGACACCUCAAAGCAACCGAGUGAAAAAGAAAUGUCAAAGUCUACCCAACUGAAGGCUAUUUUUAAAAUACCAUACCUAAGGAAAAUUACUAUCGCCAUUUCCAUUUGCUGGAUGAUAGACAUAACAUCAUUCACCAGUCUUUAUUUCAUGGUGGAGGCUUUAGGAGGAAGUGUAUAUUUCAACUUUUCAAUGCUGGGAGUGGCUGAAGUUGUUUCUUCAAUAUUUUACUCGCUGGGAGUGAGCAGGUUUGGUCAUAAAAUAUCGUUGAUAUUUUCAAAGACUUUUACGGCGAUACUAACAUUUUCAGCUGGUCUCUUGAUGUUACUUGCAGAAACAAAAAAUAAUGUUUUAAUGCAAACCAUCGAAGAUGUCCAGAAAAUGAGAGCAGAAGAAAAAUCGAAGUCAAUAAGAACAUAA